CAUAGCAGGUGCAUUUGUUAAUUAUCUUUGUUGACCUCAGUAAUCUAUGGCUAACGUUGUAAAUUGCAUGGGAUGGAUCUUGAUCUCGAGCGGCCAGAAUGUAUAUCCAGUUAUUUGGUAUUCCGCACCUCGGCUCCAUGUACAACCGAUGCCGCAUCUAUGUAAAGUAGCGACUGCGCUUCAGUUUGAGAGUCGGGAUCGCUUUCACUCGCAUAAUGUCUUCCCAUUACGAUUUUCUCUACUUUGACCGUCAUGGUUUAGCUUUGACAGGAAGAACUCUUCUUUCCCUCAGCGGCUUUGACUGGACCAACACUUAUCCUAAGAACUGGAAUGAAGAGGAAAAGCCCAAAACCCCGUUCGGAAAGAUGCCAGUAUUAACUGAAACUCGAGCUGACGGUACUAAGUUUGUUCUCGCUGAAAGCAACGCCAUUAAUCGUUAUGUGGCGCGUAAGUCUAGUAUCGGUCUUCUCGGUUCAAACGAAGAUGAAGCUGCUCUCAUCGACCAGUACUAUGAAAGCUGGGGCGAAAUUGUUGCUAAGGGCGGUAGAACUCGAAGAUUAAGGGAACUUGAACCUGAGAAAUACGCCGAGCAAUUUGAAAUCUUCAAAGAAACUGUUGCAAAUCCAAUUCUGAUUAAGCAUGAGGAAGCUCUGAUCAAGAACGGUACCGGCUACUACGUUGGUGACAAGCUCUCUCUCGUUGAUGUCCAUGCCACUUGUUUAAUCACCGCUUUCGGACCUCUCCUUUCGAUUGAAGAGAAUUACCCUCAUCUUUGGAAGCUAGUUCAAAACGUGCGCUCGCUGGAAGCUGUUAAGACUGAAGUAGAACGCUUCUCUAUGCCCUCCAGAACAUAAAAUAUACUAGUUCUUUUCCGAACAAAAUAUAGCUUUAUUUUGCUUUGAAAAAAAUCAACGGAUACGCUUGCGAAUCGUAGGAGUACCAAUGUCUUUGAGGGAUUGUAAAAGUCGCCAUUGCGAAGGAAAAGGAUUGGCUGUCAGGUCGUGGUGGUUGUUUUCACCGUGUAACACCAAUGA
Messenger RNA from Umbelopsis ramanniana AG, 1034 nucleotides. RefSeq lists its product as uncharacterized. The record is from RefSeq and is a predicted model, not a curated record. NCBI's taxonomy places the organism in Eukaryota, Fungi, Mucoromycota, Umbelopsidomycetes, Umbelopsidales, Umbelopsidaceae. Gene Ontology annotation, molecular function: glutathione transferase activity. Bases 216 to 854 code for a protein of 212 amino acids. Gene Ontology annotation, biological process: glutathione metabolic process. The transcript has a single exon.